AUGAGGCGAGUAAUGUUAAACGUCAGCGCCGGCCACGGCCGCAUUGGAAAACACAGAAAACAUCCCGGCGGGCGAGGAAACGCCGGAGGAAUGCACCACCACCGCAUCCUCUUCGACAAGUACCAUCCAGGUUACUUCGGCAAAGUCGGGAUGAGGUACUUCCACAGGCUCCGCAACAAGUUCUAUUGCCCCAUCGUCAACAUCGACAAGCUCUGGUCUCUCGUUCCUCAGGAAAUCAAGGCCAAGGCUUCCCCAACCAAUGCUCCGAUGAUCGAUGUCACUCAGUUUGGUUACUUCAAGGUUCUUGGUAAGGGCGUAUUGCCUCAAUCUAUGCCGAUCGUUGUCAAGGCUAAGAUUGUUUCGAAGACUGCUGAGAAGAAGAUCAAAGAGGCUGGUGGUGCCGUUGUUCUCACCGCUUAGGUUUGCUUUUGUUUUUUGAAAGUUAGGGUUUUGAGUUUUACCACACUUUGGGCGUAAACAAGAUGACAUUUCUAUGAUUACUAUGUUUAGCUUUUAAUGAUGCAAUGCAAUAUUAUUGUUUUUUGUUUCUGUUC
This is a messenger RNA of Camellia sinensis, 554 nucleotides long. Lineage: Eukaryota; Viridiplantae; Streptophyta; Magnoliopsida; Ericales; Theaceae. The record is from RefSeq and is a predicted model, not a curated record.